AUGUUUAAAGGAUUCAAAAUUUCAUCAAAAAAAGACACUCAUAAAAAAGGUCUAUUAACAUCAGAUAUUUCUGGGCCAACUACAAUCAACCAUACACAUAGUGGUUCUGGAUACAUCCAUAAUUCAAAUGACACACAUCUAAGAAAUGUUAGCGCGGUUUCGGCAAGGAAUACUUCGUCAUCAUCAUUAACAAAACAUUUACCAUUGAAUGGAACUGGUAGUGCCACUAAUCAUAAUACCAACUGCGUUGCCUCUAUAAACAGCAGCAACACAAAUUACAGUGGUAAUUCAAGUAAUACAAGCAGUAAUAACAAUAAUAAUUUACCUAGUCUAUAUGCUAUUGUAUUGUAUGAUUUUACAGCCGAAAAGUCAGACGAAUUAACAUGCCAUACUGGAGAAAAUUUAUUUAUUUGUGCACAUCAUAACCAUGAAUGGUUUGUAGCUAAGCCUAUUGGCAGAUUGGGUGGGCCUGGCCUAGUGCCUGUUUCCUUUGUCAGCAUUAUAGAUAUUUCUACUGGAUAUGCCACUGGAAAUAAUGUUAGAUAUGAUAUAGAUAACACUGGUUUGCCUACUGUCAAAGAAUGGAAAGAAAGCAUUGCAAGAUAUAAAGCAAGUAAUAUAGCCUUAGGUACUAUCGAACAACAACACAAGCAAAAACCUCAGAACAGAUUGGAAAUUAACAGUACUGGAAUUAAUAUCAAUAAUUACCAUUAUGAAAGAGAUAAUAAUAGUAUAGGUAAAAACCUUGUCCCUUCAGAUGAUGGAACUAGUUCAUUUAUUAUCAAUAAUUAUAACGAUGAUGAUAAUGCCCACAGCAAUAGCACAGAUGAGUUUGAAUUUGGAAAUGAAAUUUUUGUUUUAGAUGCUGCUAUUGAAUCGUACUCCUUGGAAACAAGUGAUAAUAAAUAUUGGUUUAAUUUAGCUUGUGUUUUAUCAGAUGGACAUGUGAGGAGUUUAAAAAGGUACUAUGAAGAUUUUUAUGAUUUACAAGUUAGUGUAUUGGAUGCUUUCCCAGCUGAGUCGGGUAAAAGUGCUAAUGGUAAAAACACAACUAAAAAACAACAAAGAAUUAUUCCAUAUAUUCCAGGUCCGGUUCCCUUUGUUACUGAGACCAUAACCAUGAAGCGUAAAGAAGAUUUAAACCUGUAUGUUAAAGAUUUAAUAAACUUGCCCCCAUACAUAUCCAGAUGUGAAAUUGUUUUGAAAUUGUUCGAGGUUAAGCAAAAUAGAUUUGACAAAGAGUUUAUUGAUAAUGAUAAUACUGUCAAAGUGAAUAACAUAAAAAGUGAAAGAUCUAAGGAUAUUUUGGCGGAAAAGCAAAAAAUAAAACAGCAAGAGCAAGAACACAUAUUGGUAACCAAUAGCGGUAAUACUGAUAAUAACAAUUAUGAUGUCAAUUAUAACAAUAAUGAAUCUACAUUGACUGGCAAAGAUAUUUCUGAACAACUACAAAAUUUAACCAUACAAGCUAAUGAUAAACCUAAAAAAGUCAAGUUUUACUAUAAAGAGGAUAUUUUUGCUUUAUUAUUAAAGAGUGAAACAAAUUUUGAUGAAUUAGCAGAAAAAGUUCGCAGUAGAGUUGAUUCAGAUGAUUUCAAAUUAUAUGUUAAGAUCGGUGAUAAUCAAAAGGGGGAAGAAAUCACUUCAGAAACACAUAUACGAGAAGUAAUUGAGGGUAAACUGAAGAUUCUAGUGAUUGAUACAUGA
Saccharomycodes ludwigii is the source of this 1707-nucleotide messenger RNA. RefSeq names its product phosphatidylinositol-3-phosphate-binding protein BEM1 (gene BEM1). Gene Ontology annotation, cellular component: mating projection tip. Bases 1 to 1707 code for a protein of 568 amino acids. Gene Ontology annotation, biological process: conjugation with cellular fusion. The transcript has a single exon. NCBI's taxonomy places the organism in Eukaryota, Fungi, Ascomycota, Saccharomycetes, Saccharomycodales, Saccharomycodaceae. Gene Ontology annotation, molecular function: protein binding; phosphatidylinositol binding. The record is from RefSeq and is a predicted model, not a curated record.